GCUGAGCAUCAGCAGAGACUGACAAAGCAAAGGCGAACCCAGAGAUGAGGGCGACGGGGAGCGCUGCUAGUGGUUAUUGCGGUCUGCGUCAAACCCAUUUCAGAGGAUAAUGCCCUCGGUGCCUCUUAAAGGACUUUCUGGGUUUGUUAUUUACUCGCUGCAGUGGUCCAUGUCAGUACCUUCGGGGUAAACAACAUCCAGCAGGGACAGUGAUGGUCCCACCGUCUCCAGCCUCUCAGUCACUCUCAGCAUCUGCAUUGUGAGGAGAAAGGGCUUGUGAAGCAAUAUGCACAGAUAAAAAACAACAUAUUUUAUUGUUGUUGCAUUAAAAAAAAACCAAAAACCAAAAACCCCAGACAGAGCCAUAAUUGGAUUACUGGGUGUUGUUGUCUGCCAACAUGAACUCUCUGUUUUUCUCCGACUCUCCGCCCGGGCCGGUCUGCAGCGCCGCGACCGGGUCCGGCGCGGUGACCAGCGCCCUGCGUAACGACCUGGGCUCCAACAUCCAUGUGCUGAAAACCCUCAAUCUGCGGUUUCGCUGCUUCCUUGCCAAAGUCCACGAACUGGAGAGAAGAAACAAACUGCUGCAGAGCCAGCUGCAGCAAGCCCUGCUGAAAACGCAGUACCGACACCUUUACUCCCGUGAAGUUGCCGUGCAGACGGACGGUCCGGAUUCAAGAUUUCCGGGGACCAUCUGGAGUUUCACCCACGUCCGGAGGCAAGGGGAGCGCUUCGAGACCCUGCGCGGGCCCGGGGUGACGUGGACGCACCCGGACGGAGUUGGGGUCCAAAUAGACACCAUCACCCCAGAACUGAGGGCUCUGUAUAACGUGUUGGCCAAAGUCAAGCGGGAGAGGGACGAGUACAGGAGAAAAUGGGAGGAGGAGCUGUCCAAGCGAGAGCAGCUGGAGUCAACGGUGGAAUCCAUGCAGGAGAGUGCGCAGGAGUCGACCGAGGUCCAGGAUGAGCUGAGCGAGAAGGUGGACAGACUGAAGGCCGAACUUGUGGUCUUCAAGAGUCUGAUGACUGAUCAAAUGUCUGACCUGGACACCAAGAUCCAGGAGAAAGCCAGGCGGGUAGACAUGGACAUCUGCCGGCGGAUCGACAUCACGGCCAAACUGUGCGAUGUGGCCCAGCAACGCAACUCAGAGGACAUGUCAAAGAUGUUCAACGUCAGUCCGGCCCGGUCGCUCCCGGAGAAGGGUGCCAUGGCCUGCUGCAGGAGAAAAGAGCGUAAAGUCGUGUCUGAUGAGGAGAGUUCAGAGAUGGAUGCCGAGCCCAGCCCUUCAGAGGAGGACGUCCCCGGUUCGCUCAACAUCACGGACGAAAUGAAACGCAUGCUCAACCAGCUACAUUGCUCAGAUAACUCCUUUGUUGCCAGGCGCGAGACGUUUGAAAUUGACGACGAUUGCGACAGUCUCACGUGGGAGGAGAAUGAGGAGACUCUGUUGCUGUGGGAAGACUUCACAAACUACAACUUACCGUGCACCUCCAACGCAACGCCCGGCACAGCCGCCUGCCCAUCCGCCUGCCCAUCCGAUGGGAACGGUGAAGCCCCUGAUCCGGACUCCCAGGAUGGAAGUCUUGGCAGCCUCAUUGAUGAAACAGAGUCACUAUUUAAGACCAGAGAGCAGCAGUACCAGGAGAGCAUCGGCGAGAUCGAGAUGGAAUUGGCCACAGCAAAGAGUGACAUGAACCGACAUCUGCACGAGUACAUGGAGAUGUGCAGCAUGAAAAGAGGCCUCGACGUGCAGAUGGAGACCUGUCGGCGGAUGAUUAAAGGCGGCAGGAACUCUCCCUCUGUCAGCUCUGUGGCCAGCAGCGACUCAGGGAACACAGACGAGAUCCAGGACGAGAUCUCGGACAAGGACCCCGAGGCUGGAGUAUCCGUUAGUUGAUGGCUGCACAGCCGGCCUUUGACCCGUCUCUUCCUAAACGCCCCUCGUCAUCACAGGGGGUCAAAUGUGUAUUUAGCUCCAUCCUGCUAGAGAGGUGGAGCAACCAA
Messenger RNA from Anoplopoma fimbria (sablefish), 2005 nucleotides. It is a transcript of the gene iffo2b, whose product is annotated as intermediate filament family orphan 2b. The coding region runs from base 399 to 1898 and encodes 499 amino acids. The record is from RefSeq and is a predicted model, not a curated record. The transcript has 8 exons. Lineage: Eukaryota; Metazoa; Chordata; Actinopteri; Perciformes; Anoplopomatidae.